Messenger RNA from Aspergillus sclerotioniger CBS 115572, 1784 nucleotides. RefSeq names its product glycoside hydrolase family 1 protein. Gene Ontology annotation, biological process: carbohydrate metabolic process. The coding region runs from base 282 to 1730 and encodes 482 amino acids. Lineage: Eukaryota; Fungi; Ascomycota; Eurotiomycetes; Eurotiales; Aspergillaceae. The record is from RefSeq and is a predicted model, not a curated record. Gene Ontology annotation, molecular function: beta-glucosidase activity. The transcript is spliced from 5 exons.
CUCAGCUCUCGGCAUCCCCAUUCUUUCUGCCUUGGAUGGUGGAACAGUCGGGUGGUUGGGCCAGGCGAUAACAGAUUUCGGUUCAUUGACUGGAGUGGCGCCAUCCCCGCUUUCCCCGCCACCGUUUGCUGCGGGGACCUGGCGGGAGGUCAACAGAACUAUAUAAACCUCCACUUCGCCGCUUAUCUAGCCUUGCAAUGAGAACUUCACAUCUUCCAUUAUUUUAUCCAAGCACCCUUGUAGUACCAUCCCUAACUGCUUGAUCCGGAAAUUAUCAAAAGAUGGGUUCGGCAACAACCUCGACCUUACCUCCGGACUUUCUCUGGGGCUUUGCAACUGCUAGUUAUCAGAUCGAAGGCGCGGUCCAUGAGGAUGGCCGUGGUCCCUCCAUUUGGGACACGUUCUGCAAGAUCCCCGGCAAGAUCGCAGGGGGAGCCAACGGCGACAUUGCUUGCGACUCGUACCACCGUACAGCUGAAGAUAUCGCAUUGCUAAAAGAGUGCAAGGCCAAGGCGUACCGGUUCUCUAUCUCAUGGUCGCGUGUCAUCCCUCUCGGUGGUCGGAAUGAUCCUGUCAAUGAAAAGGGUCUGCAGCAUUAUGUCAAGUUUGUUGAUGACCUACUGGCUGCAGGCAUCACGCCUCUCGUCACCCUCUUCCACUGGGAUCUUCCUGAUGAGCUGGAUAAGCGCUAUGGCGGUCUUCUGAAUAAGGACGAGUUUGUUGCCGAUUUUGCAAACUAUGCUCGUGUUAUCUUCAAGGCUCUCGGCCCGAAGGUAAAGCAUUGGAUUACUUUCAAUGAGCCGUGGUGCAGCAGCGUACUUGGGUACAACGUGGGUCAGUUUGCUCCGGGUCGCACGAGUGAUCGCAGCAAGAGCGCACAGGGCGAUAGCUCGCGCGAGUGCUGGAUCGUAGGCCACAGUCUCCUUGUAGCCCAUGGAGCUGCCGUGAAGAUCUAUCGUGAGGAAUUCAAGGCAAAGGAUGGCGGUGAGAUAGGGAUCACCCUUAAUGGCGACUGGGCCGAACCCUGGGAUCCCGAGAACCCAGCAGAUGUCGAGGCUUGCGACCGAAAGAUUGAAUUUGCCAUCUCAUGGUUUGCAGACCCAAUCUACCAUGGAAAAUACCCGGACAGCAUGGUCAAGCAGCUGGGGGACCGACUCCCUCAGUGGACUCCGGAGGAUAUUGCACUCGUCCACGGAAGCAAUGACUUUUAUGGUAUGAAUCACUACUGCGGCAACUAUAUCAAAGCCAAGACUGGCGAAGCGGACCCCAACGACAUGGCUGGAAAUCUGGAGAUCCUGCAGCAGAACAAGCAGGGCGAAUUCAUCGGCCCAGAGACACAAUCAACCUGGCUCCGGCCGUACGCGCUUGGGUUCCGGAAGUUGUUGAAGUGGCUCAGUGACAGAUACAACCAGCCCAAGAUCUACGUGACUGAGAACGGAACGAGUCUGAAGGGCGAGAACGACUUGCCGCUGGAGCAACUGCUCAAGGACGAUUUCCGGACGCAGUAUUUCCGCGAUUAUAUCGGCGCCAUGGCUGACGCGUACACGCUGGAUGGGGUUAACGUGCGAGCUUAUAUGGCUUGGAGCUUGAUGGACAACUUCGAAUGGGCCGAGGGUUACGAGACCCGGUUUGGCUCGACCUACGUUGACUACGAGAAUGGACAGAAGAGGAUUCCCAAGGACAGCGCGAAGCAGAUUGGAUCGAUAUUCAACCAGUAUAUUGAGAAGUGAACAGGACGUAUCUUCACUCUAUAUAGCUAUUCAUUAGCCAAGUCUCAAAGUGAU